Astyanax mexicanus (Mexican tetra) is the source of this 6454-nucleotide messenger RNA. Its product is annotated as A disintegrin and metalloproteinase with thrombospondin motifs 16. Gene Ontology annotation, molecular function: metalloendopeptidase activity. The transcript is spliced from 23 exons. The record is from RefSeq and is a predicted model, not a curated record. Lineage: Eukaryota; Metazoa; Chordata; Actinopteri; Characiformes; Acestrorhamphidae. Gene Ontology annotation, cellular component: extracellular matrix. The coding region runs from base 268 to 4065 and encodes 1265 amino acids. Gene Ontology annotation, biological process: extracellular matrix organization; proteolysis.
CGCAGUGAACAUGGCAUUAGUGCACGCUGUGUGGAAACUGAGGAGAGGAGGCAGAAACAUGCGCUCUGCGGAGCUCGAGCUCUCUUUACUCUCCUCCACUGUGUUUGGGCAUGCUGAGGGAUGGAUUCAGGAGUCUGGAGUGUGCGCGGGGUUUGUGAUGAUUAAGUGAUGAGAGAGUGAAGAUGAGCUGAAGGAGCUGCAGGAAGGACACUGCUGUCAUUCACUGCGGUCAGGAGCGCGUCUGGAGAAAGGCGCUUUGCUGGGGACAUGGCUUACAUGCACUUUCUGCUUAAUAUGAGGAUUUAUACACGGACCUUCAUAGCACUGGCUUUUAUUUUCAGUCUGGGAUUCCAUAAGAGCACACAGCUGAGCUCGACACAGCCACACACAGCUCAUCGUGGAGAUGAUAAGACAACUGCUGCUGCUGCUGCUGCUGCUGCAUCCUCACUACUGGAGUCCCUCCGUUUACCUUCCAACACAGAGUAUGAAAUUGUGGCUCCAUAUGAGGUGGACCAUAAAGGCCAGUACAUAUCCCAUGCUGUGGCUCACCAUCAUCGCAGGAGACGCUCGUUGGAUGGCCAGGGGACUGACCUAACCGCCACCGCUCAUUUUAGGCUUCAUGGACUGGGCCAGAAUUUCCACCUGGAGCUGCUUCCCUCCAGUAGUCUGGUUGCCUCUGGAUUUACAGUCCAAAUUCUUGGGAGAAAUGGCACCAGGAGUCUCCAGCCAUUGGCAAAAGAUGAUUUUUGCUUCUACCAAGGGUCACUCAGGUCAAUGGCCAACUCUUCUGUGGCAUUGUCAACAUGUGCAGGGAUGUCAGGCUUGAUCCGGACACAAGAGGCUGAUUACUUUCUGAGGCCGCUGCUUCAACAUCACCUGCAAACGGAGAACUACACAGCACCAGCACACCACCAACCUCACAUCCUCUACAAGAGACACACACUGACACACACAGCCAGAGAAAGAACCACAGAUUCUAAAGAGCUUCAGGAACCCAGCAGAAAAGACGAGGAGGCUGCUGAACUGCAGAGUAACAGCAGAAGAUACAGACGUUCUACAAACAUACAGACAGACCCGAGCGACCACCGGCAGCAGCUUCACCAUCACCAUCACGACUAUCAGCACGGCACUCAGCAGAGGCAGCACUACUGUGGAAGAAGGAAGAAAUAUAUGCCCAAGCCGCCUGAAGAGGACAUCUAUAUCCUACCUGAUGAGUACAAAUUCCUACCCAGAGGCAAGCGGGCAGUGAUGUCUCAGAGCACUCAGAAUCAUAAGCUGAAUGUGGAGACGCUGGUGGUGGUGGAUCGGAAGAUGAUGGAUAAUCACGGCCACGAAAACAUAACCACAUACGUCCUGACUGUGCUUAACAUGGUCUCCACCCUUUUCAAGGAUGGAACGAUAGGAGGGGAUAUCAAUGUAGUGAUCGUUGGCCUGAUACUGCUGCAUGAAGACCAGGACGGCUUGGUUGUCAGCCACCAUGCGGAUCACACUCUAAACAGCUUCUGUCAGUGGCAGUCGGGUUUGGCGGGUCGCAAAGGCCGUCGCCAUGACCAUGCUAUUCUCCUCACAGGGUUGGACAUCUGCUCGUGGAAGAAUGAGCCCUGUGAUACUCUGGGCUUUGCUCCCAUCAGCGGUAUGUGCAGCAAGUACCGUAGCUGCACGAUCAAUGAGGACACGGGCCUGGGCUUAGCCUUCACAAUCGCUCACGAGUCUGGCCACAAUUUUGGAAUGGUCCAUGAUGGUGAGGGGAAUGUGUGUAAGAAGUCUCUUGGCAACAUCAUGUCCCCCACACUGGCCGGCCACAAUGGUCUCUUCUCUUGGUCGUCCUGCAGCCGACAGUACCUCAGUCGCUUCCUUAGCACGGCCCAGGCCACCUGCCUGUCAGAUGAACCCAAAGCAGUGGAGGAGUACAAAUACCCAGAAAAGCUUCCCGGAGAGCUGUACGACACCGACACACAGUGCAAGUGGCAGUUCGGAGAGAAGGCCAAGCUCUGCACACUGGACUUUAAGAAGGACAUCUGUAAAGCCCUGUGGUGCCACCGGGUCGGCCGAAAAUGCGAGACCAAGUUUAUGCCAGCUGCUGAGGGCUCUGUAUGUGGGCCAGAGAUGUGGUGCCGUCGUGGGCAGUGUGUGAAGCAGGGAGACGAUGGUCCGCACCCAGUGCAUGGUCAGUGGUCCUCCUGGUCCAGCUGGUCUGACUGUUCCAGGACCUGUGAGAGUGGAGUAACAUACAGAGAGAGACACUGCAACAACCCCAAGCCGGCCUAUGGGGGCAGGUUCUGUGAGGGCCCGUCUCGCACCUAUAAGCUGUGUAACACAGAAGACUGUCCGCAGAACGCUGUGAACUUCAGAGAUGCCCAGUGUGCAGAGUUCAACAGCAAGCCCUUCCGUGGCUGGUACUACAGCUGGAAGCCCUACACACGAGUAGACGAUCAGGAUGUGUGUAAGCUCUACUGCUUUGCCGAAGGCUACGAUUUCUUCUUUGCCCUCUCCAGCAAAGUCCGGGAUGGAACACCCUGUACCCAAGACAGCUCAAAUGUUUGUAUUGACGGCAUAUGUGAGAGGGUGGGCUGUGACCGGGUGCUGGGGUCUACAGCAGUGCCAGACAUGUGUGGCGUCUGCAAUGGCAACAACUCUACCUGCAAAAUCUACAAAGGGCAGUACACCAAACAGCACCAAGCAAAUCAGUAUUAUGGAGUGGUUACUAUCCCGUCAGGAGCUCGCAGCAUUCGUGUUGUAGAGCUAAACACCUCCAGUUCCUACCUGGCUUUGCGGAACAGCCACAAGAAGUACUUUCUUAACGGCCGCUGGAUGGUGGACUGGCCAGGCAGGCACUCUAUUGCUGGGACUGUGUUCGACUACAAGAGACCCUACAAUCGUCCAGAGAGCCUGACCUGCACAGGACCCACCAACGAGACCCUGGUGGUGGAGAUUCUCCUGCAGGGUGUUAACCCAGGCGUACGGUGGGAGUACAGCCUCAGCAAGGCUGAGGUCGCAAAGGAAACCCAGACCAAACACAGCUACACCUGGGCCGUCGUCCGCUCUCAGUGCUCUGCCACUUGUGCCAGAGGUGAGAUGAAUGUGAAGGCAGCAUGUUAUAAAGAUUUCAGAGUGCAGGUGAAUACCUCCUACUGUAAUCCACGCUCACGACCCAGAACCGGCAUAGUGCCCUGUAACACUCAGCCCUGCCCUCCCAGCUGGAGCCUUGGAGACUGGAGUGUGUGUAGUCGCACCUGUGGGUCAGGAGAGCAGAGUAGGCAGGUGCAGUGUGUCCAGAAAAGCAGCUCCAGUCAGAAUGACGUUGUGGCCGAUGUCCAGUGCGCACAACCCCCUCCGUCCCGCAGGCAGCCCUGCAACAUACACACCUGCCCACCAGCAUGGAGCACAGGACCGUGGUCUCAGUGCUCUCGUAAGUGUGGUAAGGGUGUAAGGAAGAGGACAGUGGAGUGUGUGAGCAGUACUCCAGGAUCCCGCACGCUGCCGGACAGCUUGUGUGUGCUCCUGCCCAAACCUCACAGCCAGGAGAGCUGCAUGCUCAAACGCUGUCCCAAACAGCACAAAGCCCAGUGGACCGUCUCCAGCUGGCAGCAGUGUUCAGUAACGUGUGGUAAAGGUACUCAGGUGCGGUUUGUGAAGUGUGUGGAGAAAGACGCUGCUGGGAAAUUCAGGGAUCUGGCCUCGAAGAAGUGUCAGCAUAUGCCCAAACCCUCAGACGAGCUUCAGAAAGUGUGUGUCCAGCCAGACUGCCCCAGCAUCCACCGUAUUCACAGGCCAGACUGGUACACCUCACCCUGGUCACAGUGCACAGUGUCGUGUGGUGGAGGCAUCCAGGUGCGCUCUGUUCAGUGCCUUGUACUCGGCCGUCCAUCGACAGGCUGUUCCCCUCAGCUGAAGCCAGCUGUGUCUCAGGCCUGCAGCACAACCUUCUGUCCACAGCAGCAAAAUCAAGAAUCUGUCUGUAAGGAUUCUUUCAGCUGGUGUUACCUGGUGCCCCAGCAUGGAGUGUGCAAUCACAAGUUUUAUGGGAAGCAGUGCUGCAGAUCCUGCUCACAUCCAAAUUUAUGAUGGACGUUUGCAAGCUGCUGGAACUGUGCAGUGGAGGCAGCGGCUUAAGCAUGUGAGACUGCAGGCAGAUGAGGAUCACAGCAGUGUUUUCUAGUGACUGGAAGCCGACAAGAUGGCGUGCAAGUGUGAAAGUGUGUAUGUGUGUGUGCGUGUUCCACUUUGGUUUGAGCCGCUCAGCUCUGUCGCCUUCUGUUGAAAGGCGGGUGUGAAGAUGUUUACUGAAACCCAUGGAGGAGAGAGAACUCUGAGCUCCAUCUGAAGGAGCUGAAGGAGUAUUGGCUUUCAGAACAACCUGUGGACUCACAGAUCUGGAGAGAUGAGCAUGAAGGGCCUGGUUGUGCAGCUGCACCUGCUUGGGGAUUAGGGUCGGACCCCGUGAGCUCGGUGAAGCAGCCUGAGAUCUGUUUGGAUCAGCUGAUGAAGCACAUAUCGGACAUUAAACUGUUUUUAAAAAGAGGAGGAGAGAUGUUUUUCAGGAAUGUUCUUCCCUGUGUUAGCCUAAACUUACUUAAUUCUACUGCUUUUCACUGCUUUGCUCUCUCAUCACUUCUCUUUGUUUUCUUUACCUCUUCCAUUCUGCUAGUCUUCUUUAUUUGGCACCUUUACUUUCUUAAUUCAUGUUUUGGUCCACUUAAUUUUCUUUAGGAAUAUACAUUCAUUUCUGCCCUUCAGGUCUGCAGCACAUUCUAAAUUAUUUGGGAUGGUAAACAUUAAUUUUUUUUUAAUCUUGCCAUUCCUUCUAUUAACACUUAAAAUACAUUUUAUGUGUUAUUUUGUCCUGUACGAGACCUAAUUGUCAUAUUUUUGUCCACACAAUCUAAACUGCAGGCAGGCCAGUCAAGUUCCUGUAUCCUUGUUUACCAUAGACCUGACUGUAAUGUGUGCAGCAUGACACAACCCCAUAGCAUUACGGACUCUAGUUUUGAAAUGUGUUGCAGGCCUGACAUGGAGGAAUGUACAUUUAUUAACAAAUAAAAUGACCAUAUUUUUCGCACUAUAAGUCGCACUUAAAAUCCUUACAUUUUUCCAAAAAUCGACAGUGUGCCUUAUGUAUGAAUUCUACCAGUCAUGUAGUAAGAAGCAGUAAAGCCACUCCAGUGAAAUAAAGAAUUAUACAGGAGUUUCACUGAAGUUUUUCUCCAGCUCUGAGGCUGAAGCAGUAUUAGCAUUAACUGCUAACCGCAGCGUUAGCUCCUUGGCUGUUCAGAGGUGAGUAUAUUGGACUGUAGCCUGCAUGUUUACCAUGCUAAAACAAGCAAAGUGGGACGAACCACUAGUUGAUAGCGCCCUGGCUUACCAGAACAGUAUUCCUCAGUGUAGCACUGUCAGCGGUAAGCACUGUUGCUAACUGCGCUGUUGAAAAUAUUGAAAAUGUAAACUUACUGUGAAAAAACAGAAGUCAUUUACCCACCCAAAUAAACAGUUUUUAAGAGAGAAAUCUGUGUAGAUUAACAUCCAACGCUCAUUUUUAAAGAAUUAAGGUUUUGUUAACUUAGAUGCUUUCCCAUUAAAAGAGAAACAUGGCGACACCCCUGUUCCUUACUAUUGUUGCUUAAAAUGUGCCCUCUAUUGUUGCUUAAAGUGCACCCUCUAUAUGAAAAUAGACCAGAAAAUAGAUGUUCAAUAAUAGUGUGCCUUAUAAUAUGGUGUGCCUUUAAAUAAAAAAUGUUAAGCUAACCAGACAAAUGAUGAAAUAUCUUGGGUUCACACUGUCUGCAAUCAAAUAAAUGACAAAAUAAAAGUAAGAAACACUGAUUUUUUUUUUCAUACUCUUCUAUUUUUCUAUUAUUUCCUGUAUUUUCUUUGUAGGUUUAAUUACUCUCUGCCUGUUUCUUUGGUGUUCUUGCUUUGCAGGUUGUGUUGAGCUGAGGGCAGCUGCGUGUGUGAUGGCUCUUAUACAGACAGUAUUUUUUUCAUGGUGCUACACAUUUCCUCUGACACUUAACAAAAGGGGCUUGGGAGCCUCUUAAGUGUGUUGAAUUAACAGAAAAAAACUGAACUGAGUGAAUCAUUGUUUAGAACUUUGAAACUGAUCCACUUAUUUAUUAACAGCACUCUCCUGUUACUCUGAAUGUUAAUGAUGUGCUUAUCAUUUUGGCAUGUAUCUGUCAAACUGAAUUCAGGGUUAUCCCCUCAUAAAGACACUUGUUAUUAUUUUUGUAUGUAUUGUAUAGUAUUAUAUGGUUACGCCUUUGCAUUAAAUGUACAAUAAUAAGUAUUUGAUGUAUUUUUUGUCAGUUGUAUUACUUUACACAGUGGUGUAAAUUGAGCUUUUUUGUAUCAGCCUGAGAAACUUUAAAGACCAAACACAGCAUUGUAAUUAUUGAAAAGCUCAAUAUGAUCUUGUAUGGUUAGAAAUGUAGCUCAGUGGAUGCAAAUCUACAUUAAU